This is a messenger RNA of Galleria mellonella (greater wax moth), 985 nucleotides long. Its product is annotated as dynein light chain 1, cytoplasmic. Gene Ontology annotation, molecular function: dynein intermediate chain binding; dynein light intermediate chain binding. The transcript has 3 exons. The coding region runs from base 219 to 488 and encodes 89 amino acids. The record is from RefSeq and is a predicted model, not a curated record. Gene Ontology annotation, biological process: microtubule-based process; cilium assembly. NCBI's taxonomy places the organism in Eukaryota, Metazoa, Arthropoda, Insecta, Lepidoptera, Pyralidae. Gene Ontology annotation, cellular component: cytoplasmic dynein complex.
AAACAUGACUACCGUCGUGUUUCUGACGAAAACAAUAAAAUUGCGUUAGUGUAGUGAUCAUAAGAUAUUUAAGUGUGUUUAAACAAUAGUUUUUUUUUUGUAUUAAAAUUUUAAAACAACUUUUUAAAAGUUGUUUUAUGUGAUUUUAUUCUAGAGAGUUCUUCACAGAUUAUUCUUUUGAUCCAGAAUAUAUUAAAAAUAGAAACACAGCUGACAAGAUGUGUGACCGCAAGGCGGUGAUCAAGAAUGCCGACAUGAGCGAAGAGAUGCAGCAGGAUGCAGUAGACUGUGCAACACAAGCACUUGAGAAAUUUAAUAUAGAAAAAGAUAUAGCGGCGUAUAUCAAGAAGGAGUUUGACAAGAAAUACAACCCGACAUGGCACUGCAUCGUGGGCCGCAACUUCGGCUCGUACGUGACGCACGAGACGCGCCACUUCAUCUACUUCUACCUCGGUCAAGUCGCCAUCCUCCUGUUCAAGAGCGGUUAAGCCGUGCGCCCCUCUUGCUCUCUAAAUUUUUUGUUGUUAGCAGCGGACAUAGUAUUACGCUCGCUCGGCCCGCUUGACGCUCGGCACGCCAGCGUGCUAGCCAGCGUGCCAGCGUGUCAGCGUGCCAGCGUGCGAGCGGGCGGCCGAGCGUUGAGCGGGCGGACGGGCGGGCGGCCGAGCGUGUUCCCUGGAUACUGUUCGUGUGGCGUGCGUCGAACCACUUCACUUAGUCCCCGGCGCACUCGGUGUAUGUUUGUACUGUGUUAGUUAAUAUACUUAAGGUUCCACGUGACUCGGCAACAUUCACAUUUAGUGUAUUUAUAUUAAUGAAAAUUUUAGUUGUUAAUUGUAGAGUUUUAUUCCUAAAUAUCUAGCAUAGCGCGCAAGCUAUAUAUAUAUUGUACUUAUGUAUCUAAAUUGUUUCGUUUCUUUGUUGAUACAUUCACUGGAGAUAUUUUCAAUACUUCUCUAAUUAUUAAACUUUCUUACAAACCAAA